This is a messenger RNA of Zingiber officinale, 4068 nucleotides long. Its product is annotated as wall-associated receptor kinase 5-like. The coding region runs from base 32 to 2815 and encodes 927 amino acids. The record is from RefSeq and is a predicted model, not a curated record. Gene Ontology annotation, molecular function: polysaccharide binding; ATP binding; calcium ion binding. The transcript is spliced from 5 exons. NCBI's taxonomy places the organism in Eukaryota, Viridiplantae, Streptophyta, Magnoliopsida, Zingiberales, Zingiberaceae. Gene Ontology annotation, cellular component: plasma membrane. Gene Ontology annotation, biological process: protein phosphorylation; cell surface receptor signaling pathway.
UGAAGAACGAGGGCAUAAUUAAGAAUAUAAAAUGGAAUUCAUCGGCGUAUUGCUGUUACAUAUUAUGUUAUUGAUAUCAUUGGAGGGUGCUACAAGUUGGCUAAUGGAACAUGAGAAUUUUACUCUCCCUUCCUAUUGUUCCAAAACAUGCGGUGGUAUACAAAUUGAGUAUCCUUUUGGCAUUGGCACUAAUUGUUCUUAUGCUGUUGGAUUUAAUCUUACUUGUUCACAAGACCAGGAUCAUCCAAGACUCUUGUUAGGAGAUGGCAAUAUCCAAGUAAGAUCUUUUGAUAUGAAAAAGGGGCUGGUCAUCAUUGAAUCACCAUAUGCCACAUUGGAUGUAGAUGCACAAUCUAAUAACACUGCAUUGAUCAAUCUUAAGGAUUCACCUCUGUCUUUUGGAUUACAUUCAACUGAUGAUUUUGGAAGCUCAUUAGGAUAUAACAGAUUGCUUGUGGCCGGUUGUAGUGUUACUGCCAUUAUUGUUGAUUUGGAUACCAAUAGUGCGAUGGAUGCUUGCACUACAAUAUGCUCCACUACUAUCAACACUCCAACUACUCAGCAGAGAUAUAUGUCUACAUAUGGAUAUUGUAGCAUUGACUUGGAUAGUGUAAGAUUUAGCAAUCUUUCAUUGGCCAUUCAGUUAAAUCGACUUGAUGAGAAAAUGGAUCAUAUGAUCAUCAAUAGCACCUCCAGCAUCAUAGCCACCAUAUAUGAUGAUUUCUUAACUGAUUAUGAUGACUUCCAAAGAUUUAUAGACGAUAGGAAUAGAACUGGAAUGAUGGCCUCUCUCGCUUGGUACUUCAAUGACUAUUCAACAUGCAAAGAGGCUAUGGAGAGGACCAACACUUAUGCAUGCCGUAGUGAUAAAAGUGAAUGUUAUGAUGUCCUUUUUGAAGAUGCAUUAUAUACCAAUGGCUACAAUUGUCGAUGUUCGUCAGAUUAUGUGGGCAAUCCCUACCUGCAUGAUGGUUGUAAAUUAGAUAAAAAUUUUACAUUCACUCCUGCAAAAGAUUGUCAACCCAAAUGCGGAAAAGUUUCAAUUUCCUUUCCCUUCGGGCUAAAACAAGGUUGUUAUCGAGACGAAGACUUUGCUCUAACAUGCAAUGAAACCUCCAGCCCUCCAACUCUCCUAUUUAGAGACUACUAUGUAGUGAGCAACAUUUCAGUGAAGGAAGGCCAACUGGAGUAUACUAUUGAUUUUUAUUCAGGUAAUAGAAAUUCACAUUUCACUUCCUCGAAGGCUCAGAAGGAUCAGACAAUCAUGGAUUGGGUUAUAGACAAGCAAUCUUGCAAGGAUGCUGCAAAAGACAGCACCACCUUCGCAUGUAUCUAUGAAAACAGCUCAUGUUUGGAUGUAAAAAAUGAAGGGUAUAGAUGCAUAUGCAAACAUGGUUACGAUGGGAAUCCUUACCUUCCUUUUCCUGACGGAUGUCAAGAUAUCAACGAAUGUAAUUCUUCUACAAAAGUUUGCACUGGAGAUUGUAUAAAUACAAAUGGAAGUUUCUAUUGCAUAUGUCCCCAAGGAACAUCUGGUGAUCCUGUUCAAGGAGUAUGCCUCCCCAACAAAAGGAAUUCUCUUUUAUUUGGCGUCAUCCUUGGUGCUAGCAUUGGAACGAGUCUCUUGCUCUUAUGCAUAACAUUGGUCAUCGUAGGCAAAAAAUGGAAGCAAAGAAAUCAACAGAAAAUCAAAAAAAGGAAUUUUCUAAGGAAUCAUGGUUUGCUACUUCAACAAUUAAUCUCCACAAGUGAUCAUGUUGAAGAGAGAACAAACAUAUUUUCUCUGGAAGAAAUAGAAAAGGCAACAAAUAAUUUUGAUGAAACUCGAGUACUUGGAAGGGGAGGACAUGGAACAGUUUACAAAGGAAUUCUAUCAGAUCAACGAGUUGUUGCCAUCAAAAAGUCAAAAAUAGUUAAGACGAGUGAGAUUGACCAAUUUAUAAAUGAGAUUGCGAUCCUUUCUCAGAUGAAUCAUAGGAAUGUAGUUAAGCUUCUUGGAUGCUGUUUAGAAACCGAAGUUCCUUUAUUGAUUUACGAAUUUAUCUCUAACGGGACCCUUUCUGAUCAUCUGCAUGUUUCACAAGAUGAAUCUAAAUUAUCAUGGGAUGAUCGUCUCAGGAUUGCUUCAGAAUCUGCAGGGGCGCUUGCCUAUCUACACUCAGCGGCUUCUAUGUCUGUCUUCCAUAGGGAUGUCAAGUCAUCAAAUAUUCUUUUAGAUGAUACUUUUAAGGCAAAGGUAUCAGACUUUGGAGCAUCAAGAUUUAUUCCUCUUGAUCAAACACACAUAGUUACUGCCAUACAUGGUACCUUUGGGUAUAUCGAUCCAGAGUAUUAUCAAACUAGUCAGUUGACAGCGAAAAGUGAUGUUUAUAGUUUUGGAAUUAUUCUUCUUGAACUUUUAACUGGAAAGAAGCCCAUCUUCUCAACCAAAGAUGGGUUACAACAAAAUCUAGCCAUGAAUUUCCUUCAAGCAACAAGAGAGAAUAUGCUGCUUGAUCUUAUAGAAGAUCGUGUGUUGCAAGAAGGAACAAAGCAAGAGUUUCUUGAAAUCAGUAGUCUCAUAGAAAUAUGCCUAAAUUUGAAAGGUGCGAAAAGGCCUACAAUGAAAGAAGUUGAAUAUAAAUUGCAAAGCAUGAGAAAGGUUAGAAUGAAAAAGAAAGGAGUUUGUAUUCUAGAAGGGAAUGAAGAUGUUGAAUGUUUACUCAGUAUGACAUCUCACUCUGCCUCACAAUUGGUGGAUGAAAUAAGUCAAGGAAAUACUAGGAAUUAUAGCUUUGAGAAGGAACUUAUGUGGUCACAAAAUUGCGCUCGUUAAUUUGUUUUAUGUAUAUGCAAGCAUGUGAAAUUUUCAUCUUUUUUAUUAUCAUCUUGAACUUUGUAUAAUUAAUUUUAUAGACAUUGAUAUAUGUAUAUUGUGUAAUGUACAUUUUAUCUUGUAUCUAUAUGUUUUUACAAAUGAAUUCCUAAGUUUCAUGAAACUAGAAUAAUAGUUUGAGGACCAUUCAACUCUUAUAUUUUCAGCGGUUAUAGGGGUCACUAUAAAAUUUAAUUUCUUUUUUUUUUUUCACUACAUCCAUGACGACGGGUAGAAUAUAAUAGAGAUUAUUCUAUGGGCUUGUUUCCUUAGAGGAAUUAUAGAGAAAGAUAUAGAGAAUUUGGUAAAUGAAGAGAAGUCACCUUUAGGUUUAAACGAAAAUAAUUUUAUUUACCAAAUCAAAAGAGAAUCCUUAACAUCAACCCAAACAAGUGUUUAAAUAGAUUUAAAAUCCUAAGAUACAAAAAGAUAAAAAUAACCCUAAACAAUGAAUAAAAUUAUUCGGAGCCUCCUAUAUCAGUCUCCACAAGUUGAAAAGAACUUGUCCUUGAGAUUAGAGUAGUGUCGGGUGAUAGCCCAGGAGGAAGAUGUUGGUGUAAGAAGCACUAUACAAUCAAACCUAAGUUUUGAUAUCGGCAAAGGGUUAAAAGUUAAGUAUGUUUGAGGUUUGGAUGUGCUUAUCAAGUUUUCAAGAAAGACCUAGUUAAGGCAAGGCAAGGAAGUCUUGGUCAAUGGGACUGGGCAUGAAAGUCCUAUUCAAAGGGACUGGAUAAGAAGUCUUGACAAAUCGAGGACAUUGUACAAAACCCUGGGGAUUGAGGACAUCAGGCAUGAAGCCCUAGGGUGGUUGAGGACACUAAGCGAAAGUCUAGAAGGGUCGAGAACUGGAGGUCUAGAGGAAAGUCCUAAGGGUCAAGAUCAGCUGAGAAAAAGUCUAAAUAGGUCGGGUGGACCAAGGUUUGACAUCAGGUAAACUCUCUCAAGUGUAAUGCUGAGGACAUGCUUUCGGAAAGAGAGCAGUAGGCAUGGGAGAUUUAAAGUUGAGAACGAACAGUUGGAAAGUUGUCAAUCAUAAUUUUAUUAUGUCUAUGCUAACACUAUGAUGCAGGAAGCAACAAAUGGGAGCUGGUCGAAAAUAGCGAACUCCAAGCGCCUUGAAUGGAUCCAGGUGACCGAAGGUCCGGGUGCCCUGAGUAGGUUCAGGCCCCCGAAUAGUUCAAUAUCCAAUCCGUUUCCAGGUGAGGUGGCAUGUC